Messenger RNA from Candida albicans SC5314, 1674 nucleotides. RefSeq lists its product as uncharacterized. The record is from RefSeq and is a predicted model, not a curated record. The transcript has a single exon. Bases 1 to 1674 code for a protein of 557 amino acids. Lineage: Eukaryota; Fungi; Ascomycota; Pichiomycetes; Serinales; Debaryomycetaceae.
AUGACUCUAGCUUCUUCACCUGAUGAAUCUGUUAAUGCAUUAUCAUCAACAUCACCUCCAACAAUAACAACCAGUACAAGCACUGCAUCCACUCUAACGAAUAGUUCACCGUAUCCAGUUUCACCAAGAACCAAAAACGCCAUGCCUUCAUCGAUUUUCACAUCUUUAGAUCAAACUAUAGGAAGCUCAACUGCUACCAAUAGUACUUGUUCACCAAUCACAAGACCAUCAACACCAUUAUUGCCCCCGUUAGAAGAUUUAGUGAAUGAUUGUUUCUUACAUUCCAUGGGUCAAUUAGAAGAUGAAGGCAAAAUUAAAGUAGUCCAAGACUUUACAGACUAUUUAACAAAGCAACAUACCCAAGAAAACUUGAAUUUCCUAGUUGAUAUUUAUCGUUACGAAUAUUAUUAUAAAUUGAAAUUCGAUCAGAAUAAUAACGAACAAGAAGCUUCAACAAACAACUACGUUUCAAAUGGAACCCUGAAUUGUAAUAAUAAUGAAUCAGAACUAAAUCUGCGAUAUCAUUCGUGUUGCUCGCUCGAAUCAUUGUCCAAUAUGCGUAAAACGCGGCUGAUACAGUCGGUUGAUUUAGAUCCUCAAAACGCUUUUGUUUCUACGAUUGAUGAUUUAGAUGAUUUUGGAAAUGCAAACGAGAAUAUAUGGGACAAUUUGAAGGACAAGUACACUUGUAGUGACGACGAAAAUGACAACAAAAGUCAAGAUCAAUCUGUCAAUAAUCCAAAUGAUGAACAAGAUCCUGAUAUUAUUUUAUUAAAUGACGAAUGGAAAUAUAUUAUGAACACUUAUAUCAAAUGUGAUUCGCCCAUGGAGAUCAAUAUAUCACAAACUUUGUUCAAGCAAAUUGUCCAAGAGUCAGCAUUCUCAAGAUUACACCACCCACAGACGUUAACUAAAGCUAGCAAGGAAGUAUUGCGAAUGUUAAAUGAAAAUGGCUACGUUAAUUUCAACAGCCAUAUGAAGAAAUUACUCCGAAAACAGCUGAAAAGUCCUACCAGUAGUACACCAAUAUUAUCACCAAGUACAUCACCAUUACCCUACAUUGGUGACAGCAUGAGUCCAUCGUCACUUACAAGUAAGACUAAACCCUACAACAUUCCAAACAAUAUUCAGACACAUCGAGCAAGCAAAAGUAUAGUUAGCUCUCCGGGGAGGUCAUCUACGAUUAAUCACAGCAAUACGGAGAGUGGUUCGUUUUUCAGUAAAUUUUCCAGCUUGCCGAAAAAGACAAACAAAAUUUUGAAUUCUGCCAACGGUAACAAUUCCAGUGGUACCGAUAAUUCGUCAACUACAUCGUCGUCUUCAUCUACAGCGUCAAUAUCUGUAUUAUUGGGUCAUUUGAAACUUGGCAAAGAUAACAAUGGUAAUCCCACUGCCGCCUCCACUUCCAAUUUGAAUGGUAAUCAUGACAAACAUGUAAGCUCCCGUUCUCAUAAAAUUUCACAUCAGCAUCUGGUUCAUCGUAGCCACCACCAUCAUACAAAUCAUCACAUUAAAAGAACAGGCACUUUCCAUGGCGUAAGUGUGAAUGACCCCGAAUCUAGUAAUAGUAGUGACGUUGGAAGUGAUUAUCGUUCAUUAAAUGCAAGUCCAGUUUCAAUCAAUAAUGAAUCAGGUGGUACUUCGUCUUUAAAAUUUUGGUCAAGAAAGAAGUAA